UUAGUUUUUUUCAUAUUUUUAUCAUUUGAAGCAUAGUCUUACUGCAAAAUACGGCAUAUCGCACGUCAAUUUGACGGCAAAACAACAUUUAAAAACAAAAGUGAGGCUACUUCAAAAUAUCCGUUUCCUUUUUUCAAAAUAAAGCAAAAGCCGACACUAAUUUGCCAUUCAUCAAAAGACAGAUACAAAUUAUCCUUUGGAGAAAAAAAAGGAAGAAUUCUUGAACUAGUAUAUCUGCCAAAUUAAAACGCUAAACUGGACAACUCGAGUUCUGUUGCAUUUCAAUCUUUUCCAAGGGAGGCAUCCCACAGACAGCAUGGACUGACAAAUGGUGACCAUUCACAUAAACCUGAAAACGGCUACCAUAGCUCAACAAAUGAAGUAGAAAAUGUGCACAGACAGUCUCCUCCAGUCUCUUCUGUUCAAAAUAAGACCAGCUCCUCUUCAAGAUGGAUUGCCCCUCUAUUUUUGCAUGAUAUAACUGAUCGGAAUGAACUAAUUUUCCGAAGAGUAAGAGGGAUUUUAAACAAGCUAACUCCUGAAAAGUUUGAUAAGUUGUGUUACGAUUUGCUUAAUGUUGGAAUACAUAAUAAAACAAUAUUGAAGGGUAUUAUUAUUUUGAUUUUUGAGAAAGCUAUUGAUGAACAAAAAUAUUCUAAUUUAUAUGCGCGAUUGUGUCAACGAUUUCGACAUGAAGUCCCAAAUUUUGAUGAACCAACAUCAAAUACAACAACCUUUGUGCGGUUGUUGCUCAGCAAGUGUCAAGAGGAAUUUGAAACUAGGUCAAAGGCCUCAUCUGUCUAUGACAAGAAAAAUGGGUCAUUGUCACCCUCCGAGCAGGAAGCAAAGCAGGUGGCAAAAAGAAAAAUGUUGGGAAAUAUUAAAUUCAUCGGAGAACUUGGUAAGUUGGAGCUUGUACAAGAAGCCAUCUUGCACAAAUGUAUUCAACAGCUGCUUGCUAAGAAAAAGAAAGUUUCAUUGGUUGAUAUGGCAGAGGAUAUUGAAUGCUUGUGUCAAAUAAUAACAACAAUCGGUAAACGGUUAGAUACACCAAAGGCGAAGAAUAUUAUGGACCAAUAUUUUGACAGAAUAUAUGUAUUGUCUGAAUCUGAAGAGCUUCCAUCACGCAUAAGAUUUAUGUUGCAAGAUGUUCUUACACUUCGGAAGCACAAGUGGGUGCCAAGGCGAAUCCAGCAGGAAAAUGGACCAAGAUCUGUAACACAGAUGAGAUGGGAAAUGAUGGGGCCAAUGAUGCCUCCCCCAUUUCCAUUUUUCCCUUCUGGAAUGGUUCCACCAGGAAUGAUGCCUAACAUGCCGAUGCCACCUUUUGCUGCAAAUGGUGGACCCAUGCCUUGGCUGAAUGAUUCAAUGCUUGCUGGCGGAAUCAUGCCACCAUCAAUGGAUCCAAAGCUUACUGAAUUUACAGAUGAUACAAAAGAUAUUUUUGGUAAACCUGUUCAAAAACAACCUACAGCUAGUAAAUACUCUGGUUCUGCAUCUAAAUUACAAGCCAAACCAGAUCUUUUUGAACCACACUACAUGAAAUCGAAGGGAAGCAGUGCAUCAAAAGCAGCCAUUUCUGCCUUGCAUAUGUACAAUAACCCACAACUGAAAACACAAAACACCCACAGAACAAACAUGGUAGCAGAUGAAAAAGAAAGUACAAAGACACGCUCAUCUGCAAUUAACAGGAAUAACCCAUGGAAUGUGGAUCCAUUCAUGCCACAUUACAAGAAACCAGCUGUUUUCCCCGUAAACGAUGAAGCUGUUAAAUCUGACCAGGCUAAAGUUUCCAAAGUACCGUUAUCAGGAUUGCCCCACACUAGUAGAUCAAAUGGAUUGAAUCCAUACAACAACAAAUCAUCUAACAAAGAUGGAGAGAUAAGUCUGAGACCAUCGUCAUUUUUAAGCAAAAAAGAUGAAAAACCCAAAACGACAUUUGCAAAAGUUGAGGACUUACCAGCUAACAUGCAACAAUUCACCAAUCUUACUAUCAAUGACAAAACAAACAAGACUAAAAAAACUGGAUUGACAAAAGCAGACAUUGACCAGAAAAUCGUGGCCAUGAUAGGUCAAUAUCGUCAGGAUGCGGACAUUGAAAAAGUUUGCAAUGAACUUCAGUCACUUGCUACUAAUUUGAAGUAUUCCAAAAUGGUGGCGAAACAGUUUCUUCAUUUUUCGACCAAUCAAGAGGAUAAAGAUUGGGAAAUGUUGGCAAAUAUUUGUGUGGAGUGUGGUAAAAAGUUUAUCAUCUCUGAAGACACCUUUCUUAAUACUUUUACCCAGCUUUUUGACGAUGCCAAAGUGAUGGAAAAAGCUAUUGGAAAAGAAUUCAUUUCAACGUUCGCAGCUAUCUUUAUACAUAAUGAUUUAAUGUCAUUGACCAGUUUUGUUGAGCAUUUCCAAGAUGGUCGCCACUACCCGAUAGUCUUGCUAUGUUUUGCAUACAUGUGCGAAAAGAAUGGAAGGGAGUGGUUGGAAAAUACCUAUAAACAAUCAAAGAUAGAUCUACGUUUGACUUUUCCAAAGGACUCCCGUAGCGAUGAUGACGUUCUGAAAACAGUGGACGAAAAGAAUUUAACAUUCCUGUUUCCUCACCUAUGCUUAAAAGAAGAGCUUUUAAAUUUGAUUAAGCAAGAUAAACCUGAAGACUCUCUUAUCAGUUGGGUCGAGAACAAUGUCGCGAACAAAGUGGAGAAAAAGUUACUUAUCCAUAUGAUAGUUAUUUGUGCGGUUGCUGUAGCAACGCAGGAAACAUUUUCAAACAGCGACCUUACACAAAAGCCUGAUAAAGAACUGCAAGAGAAAGAAAAAGACAUUUUAGAAGGAUUGAAAAAUUUAUUGAAAAAUAACAUCGGCUCUGAUGCCGCGUUGCAGCUGGAAGCUAUCUAUGCCUUGCAAAUAUUUUGUUGCGAGAAGUCAUUUCCUAAAGAAAUGUUAUUGCGUUUAUUUAUCCUCUUCUACAAUUUGGAGAUAGUUGAGGAAGAUGUAUUUUUAAAAUGGAAAGAAGACAUCAAUGAUUCAUAUCCAGGAAAAGGCAAUUCUUUAUUUCAGGUGAACAAUUGGUUGCAGUGGUUAGAAACUGCAGACGAAGAAGAUGAAGAAGAAGACGAAGAAGAAGGUUGAUGACAAAAACAGUGCGAAGGAGAGUAUAACGAGUAAAAAAACGGAAUGAAUGUGAAAACGAAUGAAUGUGAAAACAGGGCGAAGAACUUUCAAUUUUUAAUUACUGAAUAUAUAUUAAAAAUAAAUGUUGAUAAAUUUAAAAAUUUUGUGUGCCUUAGUAUCGUAGUUUUUUUAUAUAUGCAAUAAAAAUUUCUGAACAUACAAAGAGUGGGAGAAAAUGUAAAACAACUGCAAUAACUAUUAUACAAAAAAAAUAUAUGCCUUAUUUGAUUUUUCAGUUUUAUUUUCUCAAUUAAAUUAAUAUUUCUUUGUGUCUUUUCAGUUUAUUUAUUAGCAUUUUUUUAUGUUAUUUUUGGGUGCUGGAGAAUUUACCUUGUACGACGAUUUACUCGAUCGUCGUAUUUAAUGCAUGAUGUAGACAGAGCUGAUGGAGUGAAAUAUUAAAUCUUUUAAA
Hydractinia symbiolongicarpus is the source of this 3580-nucleotide messenger RNA. RefSeq names its product eukaryotic translation initiation factor 4 gamma 2-like. The record is from RefSeq and is a predicted model, not a curated record. Bases 868 to 3126 code for a protein of 752 amino acids. Gene Ontology annotation, cellular component: eukaryotic translation initiation factor 4F complex. The transcript is spliced from 24 exons. Gene Ontology annotation, molecular function: protein binding; translation initiation factor activity; mRNA binding. Lineage: Eukaryota; Metazoa; Cnidaria; Hydrozoa; Anthoathecata; Hydractiniidae.